AUGAUCUCAAUAGCUCGUAUAGUCCUCCUGUUUUCGCUACAUCUUGCUUCUUCCCUAGAUAACGGAUUGGCUAGGACACCGCCUAUGGGAUGGAUGUCCUGGACAGCAUUUUAUUGCGAAAUUGACUGCGAUGCACAUCCUGACCACUGCAUCAAUGAGAAACUCUAUAAGGAUAUGGCUGAUCGAAUGGCAGAAGAUGGUUUUCUGGCUGCUGGCUAUAACCGUGUACAUAUUGACGAUUGUUGGAUGGAAAAGGAAAGAGAUGAAAGUGGUCGAUUAUCCGCGAAUCGUACGCGCUUCCCCAGUGGAAUAAAGGAGCUGUCUAAAUAU
Cooperia oncophora is the source of this 330-nucleotide messenger RNA. The record is from the annotation of a GenBank genome assembly. Lineage: Eukaryota; Metazoa; Nematoda; Chromadorea; Rhabditida; Trichostrongylidae.